GUGAGAGUGUUUGUUUCCCUUUGCAACAGUCUCUCUCUCUCCUCACUAUGUCUCUCUCUCUCUCCAAAACUCUGAAAUAGAGGUAGCCCAGAAUUCAGCAGGGGAAGUGUUAAUGUGGCUUGCAAACAGGGCCUGAAUUCCUUCUCUCUCUCCUUUUUCCCUCUUUUGUGAGUUCUGUGAAGGGACUGCACAUUAUUUUCUUGAAACUAUUUCUCACUCAGAUCUACCUCUCUCUCUCUCUGCAUUACCCUGUUUGUAAUUUGCGUUGCUUGUGCUUUGAGUGGGCUGCAAAAUGAGUAAAGACGAGUUCUUGAAGAUCCAGACUUGUGUUCUUAAAGUCAAUAUACACUGUGAUGGCUGCAAGCAUAAAGUCAAGAAAAUCUUGCAGAAGAUUGAAGGUGUAUACACUACUAAAAUAGACCAGGAGCAAGGGAAGGUGACAGUUUCUGGUAAUGUUGAUCCAAACACACUGAUUAAGAAGCUAAUCAAGAAUGGGAAGCAUGCUGAGUUAUGGGGUGCAAAGCCCUCCAACAAUAAUAACCAAAACCACCUCAACAACCAGUUCAAGAAUAUGCAAAUCGACCACGGUGGGAAGGGCGGUGGCGGAGGUGGUGGUGGUGGUGGCAAAGGGCAGGGCAAGGGUGGGGGGAACAAUCAGCCUAAGGGGGUUGGGGGUGGGGGUGGAGGUGGAGGCCCCCCGGGGCAUAAUCAGCAGCUGCAGCAGCAGUUGCAGCAGCUGCAGCAGAUGAAGGGAUUACAGGAUAUGAAGAUGCUGCCGCAGUUUAUGAAGGAUGUGAAGAUGGCGGCGCCGGGCAAUGGGAAGGGGGAGCAGAAUGCGAAGUCGGUGAAGUUCAAGCUGCCCGAGGAUGAGGAGAUGAGCGAUGAUGAUUAUGAUGACGAUGAUUUUGAUGAUGAUGAAGAUGAUUAUGAUGAUGAUGAGCUUGAUGACGAGAUGGAUCACGCACCUCUGGGUAAGAUGAAGCCGGUUAUGGGGGGGCCGGGAGGGAUGCCUCCCGGUAUGAUGAUGCAGAAUAUGAUGAAUGGGAUGAUGAAGCCCGGUGGUGGUGGUGGUGGUGGUGGUGGUGGCGGUGGGGGUGGGGGUGGGGGUGGUGGGAAUGGGAAGAAGGGUGGGGGUGGUGGGAAUGUUCCUGUACAGAUGAAUCAUGGUGGUGGGAAGAAGGGUGGAGGUGGUGGUGGAAAUCAGAAUCAAGGUGGUGGUCCGAAGGGUGGAAAGGGCGGCGGUGGGGGUGGGGGUGGUCAUCAUGGUGGAGGCAACGCUGGGCAGAGCAAGAACGGGGGCGGUGGAGGAGGAGGAGGCGGCGGGGGGCCGGGAAACGGGCACCAUUUCAUGCCUAAUGGGGGGAAGAAAGUUGGUGAGGAGCCUCAUGGUGGCAUGCCUAACAUGAUGGCUAUGAAUGGUGGGGUGGGGUGGGGGUGGGGGUGGGUGGGGCAUAUGGGAAAUAUGCCAAUGGGCCAAAUGGGGCAUAUGGGAAACCUACCACCAAUGGGGCAAAUGGGAAACCUACCCGCCGUGCAGGGCUUGCCGGCCGGGGGAGGCGGGGCGGGGUACUUCCCCGGUGGCGGGCCGCCGCCCGACCACAUGGCGCCGGGCGGCAACCCCUACUACCAGCAGCAGCUAGCGGCGAUGAUGAUGAACCAGCAGAGGGCGAACGGGAACGAGAGGUUCCAGCCGAUGAUGUACGCCCGGCCGCCCCCGGCCGUGAACUACAUGCCGGCGCCGUAUCCGCCCUACCCGUACCCCCCGCCGCCCGGCGAGCGGGCCGACCAGUAUGCGAUGUUCAGCGAUGAGAACACCGGUAGUUGUAGUGUGAUGUGAGGGAGAGAGAGAAGCAAGAGAGAGAGAUGGAUGAAUCAAGGGCUCAAUAGUUCAUAGUUUCUUGAAUUGGCUAAGUCUUGAUGCAAUAGUACUACACAUGGAAAUGUUUUUUACUUGAA
Molecule: messenger RNA, 1956 nt
Organism: Salvia miltiorrhiza (redroot sage)
Lineage: Eukaryota; Viridiplantae; Streptophyta; Magnoliopsida; Lamiales; Lamiaceae
Product: heavy metal-associated isoprenylated plant protein 33-like
Molecular function (GO): metal ion binding
Source: RefSeq, a predicted model, not a curated record